This is a messenger RNA of Ochotona princeps (American pika), 1773 nucleotides long. It is a transcript of the gene C8B, whose product is annotated as complement C8 beta chain. Gene Ontology annotation, cellular component: membrane attack complex. The transcript has 12 exons. Gene Ontology annotation, biological process: immune response. The record is from RefSeq and is a predicted model, not a curated record. Bases 1 to 1773 code for a protein of 590 amino acids. Lineage: Eukaryota; Metazoa; Chordata; Mammalia; Lagomorpha; Ochotonidae. Gene Ontology annotation, molecular function: protein binding.
AUGAAGAAGGCCUGGACAUGCAUUUGGAGGGGGCCAGCAGAGCUGCUGUUUCUCUGUGCUGCCCUGGGCUAUCUCUGCUUGCCUGGUUCCAGGGGUGAAGGACUACAUUCCCCUGAGACUACUGUGGUCAACGAGAGCCUUACUAAGAGUAGACAGAGCCGGAGUGUGGAAGUUACCCCACUGCCUAUUGACUGUGAACUGUCCAACUGGUCCUCAUGGACCACGUGUGACCCCUGCCAGAAGAAAAGGUACAGGCAUGCCUACCUGCUGCGACCCUCUCAGUUCCAUGGGGAACCAUGCGAUUUCUCUGACAAGGAGGUGGAAGAUUGUGUUGCCAACAGGCCAUGCCGAACUCAAGUGCAAUGUGAAGGUUUUGUGUGUGCACAGACAGGGAGGUGUGUAAAUCGCAGGCUUCUUUGCAAUGGAGACAAUGACUGUGGAGACCAAUCAGAUGAGGCCAAUUGCAAGAGGAUUUACAAAAAAUGUCACCAGGAAAUGGAGCAAUAUUGGGCAAUUGGCAGACUGGCCAGUGGGAUAAAUUUGUUCACUAACAGUCUGGAGGGCCCAGUUCUGGAUCACAGGUAUUAUGCUGGUGGGUGCACUCCACAUUACAUCGUGGAUACGAAGUUUAGGAAACCUUACAAUGUGGAAAGCUACUCCCCACAGACCCAAGGGCAAUAUGAAUUUUUGCUGAAAGAAUAUGAUUCAUACUCAGAUUUUGAACACAAUGUUGUGGAGAAAGCAGUUAGUCAGUCUAGUUUCCAUCUGGGUUUGAAAAUACCCAUGAUAUUUGAAUUUGGCAUUAGCAUGGAAAGUGAUCAAAGUGAACAUUAUAUUAGCAGAACCAAACGCUUCUCUCACACGAAAAGCAAGUUUUUGUAUGCACGCUCUGCCAUUGAAGUAGCUCACUACAAGUUGAAGCCCAGAAGCCUCAUGCUCCAUUAUGAGUUUCUACAGCGAGUCAAGCGGCUGCCACUGGAGUAUAGUUAUGGGGACUAUCGAGAUCUCUUCCGGGAUUUUGGGACCCACUACAUCAUAGAAGCUGUGCUUGGGGGAAUUUAUGAAUACACACUUAUAAUGAACAAAGAAGCCAUGGAGAGAGCAGAUUAUUCUCUUAAUGAUGUCCAUACCUGCGUCAAUUAUGAUUUUAAGAUUGGUGGUACCAUUAAAAUUGUCUAUGCCAAACUGGGAGUGUCAGUAGAAAAAUGCAAAAAUAUCAUGAAUGAAAUCAAAGAUCGAAACACAAGGAACACAAUGGUGGAGGACUUGGUGGUGCUUGUGCGAGGAGGGGCAAGUGAACAUAUCACCACCCUGGCACAUAACGAGCUGCCGACAGCAGACCUGAUGCAGGAGUGGGGAGAUGCUGUGAAGUACAACCCAGCCAUCAUCAAAGUCAAGGUGGAGCCUCUGUAUGAGCUGGUAACAGCCAAAGAUGUUGCCUAUUACAGCACAGUAAAGCAGAACAUGAAGCAGGCCCUGGAGGAAUUCCAGGGGGAAGUCAGCCCCUGCCACUGUGCUCCCUGCCAAGGAAAUGGAGUUCCCAUCCGGAAAGGAUCACGCUGUGAAUGCAUCUGUCCUGUUGGAUUCCAAGGCUCAGCCUGUGAGAUCACCAACCAGAAAAAUGUCCCCAUUGAUGGGAGGUGGAGUUGCUGGUCCCAGUGGUCUUCAUGCUCCGGAGGACAUAAAACAAGACAAAGACAAUGUAACAACCCACCUCCUCAAAAUGGGGGGAACCUCUGCUCUGGCCCCGCUUCAGAAACAUUGACCUGUUAG